AUGUCUUCGACUCCUGAACAAAGAGAUUCUGUCGAGGUAAAGGAGUCAAGUAAUAAGGCAGAUGGAGACAGAGCGUCAGACGCUGCAAAGAAAAAUGCUGCGAAGAGGAGAACCAAGACGGGCUGUUUAAGUGAGUCUUCUGGUCUACGGCGGGCACAUGCCCUCGAAGGUCCUGCCGCAUUCAUAUUUAACGAUCUUGCAGCAUGUCGAAAAAGACGAAUCAAAUGCGAUGAGGGGAAGCCUUCGUGCAGGAAUUGCAUAAAAUCAAAGCGCGAAUGCGCCGGCUAUGUGCAACCGCUCGUCUAUAAACAACAAACCCAAGGCGACACUGCUGCUUUCCACGACCCUACGGAGCCGUUCCUCUCACCUCAAAGCGAAGGGGCUUUUUUCAACCUACGCUUUGAGCAGCCGUACUUGGGAUCAUACCGCCCACUCGACCCCUCGACUGUGUCUCCUUAUCAACACCCUCCAUUUGGUGCCGGCGACAUUGGAUCGUCCUCUCUGCGCUCGAAUGCGCCUUUCUCGGAUGGCUGCGACGUGUCCGACUUCCACCGGUGGUCGGACGCGCAGCAACCCAGAGCUGCUACCUACCGCGGUACGCCAGACCCAAGUGGAAGGAGUAGACAUGGUGGUCUAGACGCAUAUUAUCACAGUGGAGGGCUUCCUGCAUCCCCCUCGCCUCUUGAUCGUCGGUGGAUGACCCAGUCAGGACAUCACCUCUCCGCACGGACUGAAGCACACUAUCCAGGCCCUAUUCCUCCUUUUCCUGCCGGAUAUGCCAGAUUUUCUUUAGGGCAACCGUCAGCUUAUGCCAGGCAGCCGCAGGCAUUCUCCCACGACAGCAAAGACGGAAACUUUGAUAGACAGUACCACAUCCGCGCCUCCGCUCGAGGUCCUCACCCUUCAUCCUCGGUACCGCCCCCUACGACCACUGCAGCGUUUGCUGCCACCUGGGAUGAUGACUAUGACGACCCCGACGAUCCCUUCGAUGUCGAAAUGGACGAGAGCCGAGUCUCUCACCACGACGCUGCAGACAACCUCACACAAAUACUGGAUCCAUCUGGCCGGCAGAUUUGGGGACAAAAAAUGUACAAUUGGCAGAGGGUGCAGGCCCAAUCAGUCGCAAGCUUUCAACUCCCGAUCGCCGCGUCGCCGCUACAAGACGAAAGGAACGAGCGUGCAUUUCGGCACUUUGUCGAGAUCACAAGCCACUGCAUCUCCAUUUUCGAGAGACAACACUUCAGCCCUUUGGUUGCUCCGGCGAGGACGCUUUGGAACUUCACGAUGCCGGCCCUGGCCCUGUCGUAUCCCGCCCUUGCCCACGGGAUUCUGGCCCUGGGAGGGUUGCAUUUCGCGAAGGUGAGCAGGAAUUCCGAAGAUCGAGCCGCGAAGCAUUUUAUGUACGCGGUCAGACGAGUGGGAAGACUGCUGAGUCUACCCAGACGACGCCAUGAGAUUGCGACGCUGGCCACGGUACUUGUUCUCGGGUUUUAUGAGGUAUUGAGCGGCGACCACUCCCGCUGGAACCUGCAUCUGUCAGGCGCGACGAAACUGGUGCUGGAACACGACAUCGCUAGCCUGACUCGCAACGCACGUCGGAUGCGCCGGGGCGCGAAAGCAAGAGUCAACCAGUGCACUGCGCAAUUUGCUUAUGGCCGUGUCGCCGGGAUCCCUGUUUCACUGUUGGACGAUAUAGAUUGGGAGGUCGACUCUGCGUUGAUUUCCCGGUUAAUCGGGGUUCAAGUGGACUAUGACCGUCAGGUGCAGCCAGGUUUGGAAUCGCAGGCGUACCCAUAUGACCUGACCGAAAAGGACAUUGAUGAUUUCAAAACCAAGCUGGAUCUGAGAUGGUGGUAUUGUAAGCAAGACGUCUUUCAAAGCAUGCUUAGUGGAGAUCGACUCCUCAUGCCAAUCGAGGACUGGAAGUACUGCCCCCCACGAGGACAAUUGGGACGAGCGGAUAACCCCUACGCGACCUUCGAUCAUUUGCUUCUUGUCAUGGCACGAUUGGCCGAUUUUGGCGGAAGAGACCGGAUCCGCAAGCAGCGGGCAGUUGAAGCUCAAGGAGGAGAAUGGCGGCCUCCUUUGUGGCUCUUCGGGCCCAGGGGGUCACCGGGACCCCCUGGAAGCAAAGGUAAAGAGAGGUCCGGUACAGUAAACAAGUCCUCCAGCUCAGGCUCGGGAAGAAAUACCGCGUCAAUGAGGUCCGCUGGCCAGAACUCCGUGAAACCUGCGCCAGCGCCCAGUGCUAAUGAGGGCAGAGUCAGGCAGACCAAGCCAACUCCAUCUCAAGGUCCGGGGCCGGAGUCGACGAACAGUCCGCCAAUGUUUGGGAUGAUGCCUUCGGCUGGAGAUCCGCAAGUGCAUCCUGCGGUGCGGACCAUGCAGGCCAACAUCAAGGAUCCGGCAUUUAUGCUAAGACCGGAGUCAAAGGGGGCUUCACCACCACGAGACCUUGAUGACGAGACCGCAAAAGCCUUCUCCGAGCAUGCCGAUAUCACCAAAGCAUUCGACAUAUUCCGUGCGGCCCUUGGCCCGGAGUUCGACCCUCUCCCACCUUCUGACCCGCCGAUAGCGACGCCAUUCGGGCCGGCUCUGGUGUAUAAAAACGCGGCCGUUGCUUGCAUAUGGAUAUUCUACAAUGUCGGGCGGAUAUUGUUGCAUCGCUUGCAUCCAGAAAUGAAUCCUGCUGCCAUGAUCUCGGCCGGUUUCGCAGCGCCGCUGACACACGAGUACGCCCAGACGGUGGGCAAGAUCUGUGGUGGGCUCUAUUCGGGACAACAUUACGGUCAAAUUGGAACGUUGGAGCCUAGCUUCGCCGGUGCGUUGAUGGAGAGUACAUUCUCCCUUCUCUUUGCCGCGGUACAAUACACGGAUCCGGGCCAGCGUGGAUGGACAAUAAGUAAACUACGAGAUGUCGACAAGCACUGCGGUUGGCGCACAUCGGCCGCCAUUGCGGGCGGUUGCGAGAAUGCCUGGGUAAAGAUGGCCCAGAAAGGCCGAGGACCUCCAUACGAACGUACGCUGAAUAUGCACGACAAGGACGAACGUGUGAGCGGACAAAAGCCGCGAGGCAGUCCCUCGCCGGGAGCAAGCGGUGGCAGACAAGAGUUCAAUCCUGAGGCCGAACAUGAGUCGGAGUUUGUGCAUCAUGAUCGCAGCUUGAUCGAUCGAUCGGGGUCUACCCGCGUGCACUGGGCCUUGGGUUUACUCUCGGUCGAGGAAGAUAUCAAAAGGAUGACAUUGGAGGAAGGAUGA
Exophiala dermatitidis NIH/UT8656 is the source of this 3258-nucleotide messenger RNA. RefSeq lists its product as uncharacterized. The coding region runs from base 1 to 3258 and encodes 1085 amino acids. Gene Ontology annotation, cellular component: nucleus. Gene Ontology annotation, molecular function: zinc ion binding; DNA-binding transcription factor activity, RNA polymerase II-specific; transcription cis-regulatory region binding. The transcript has 3 exons. Gene Ontology annotation, biological process: positive regulation of transcription by RNA polymerase II. The record is from RefSeq and is a predicted model, not a curated record. NCBI's taxonomy places the organism in Eukaryota, Fungi, Ascomycota, Eurotiomycetes, Chaetothyriales, Herpotrichiellaceae.